This is a messenger RNA of Acanthochromis polyacanthus (spiny chromis), 1470 nucleotides long. RefSeq names its product transmembrane p24 trafficking protein 3 (gene tmed3). The transcript is spliced from 3 exons. Lineage: Eukaryota; Metazoa; Chordata; Actinopteri; Pomacentridae. Gene Ontology annotation, biological process: endoplasmic reticulum to Golgi vesicle-mediated transport; intracellular protein transport; Golgi organization. Bases 67 to 696 code for a protein of 209 amino acids. Gene Ontology annotation, cellular component: endoplasmic reticulum; COPI vesicle coat; endoplasmic reticulum-Golgi intermediate compartment. The record is from RefSeq and is a predicted model, not a curated record.
AGAGCUGCAAAACUGUCAUCAUAAGAGAAGAGUCUGCAGCUUCGUGCACUUUGUUUCUGCUUCACGAUGCUGCAGCUGGGACUGAGCUGUCUGCUGCUGCUUCUGCAUGUCUGUGUGGUGUUUGGGACUGAACUCUCAUUUGAGCUCCCUGACAACGACAAGCAAUGUUUCUACGAAGAUCUGGAGAAAGACGUCAAGUUUGACAUAGACUUCCAAGUCAUUGCAGGAGGAAACUACGAUGUGGACUGUUUUGUGACCGACCCUCAGAACAACGUCCUGUAUAAUGAGAAGAAGAAGCAGUACGACAGCUUCUCUCACACCACCACUAUGAAGGGAGAGUACAAGGUCUGCUUCAGCAAUGAGUUCUCCACUUUCACACAUAAAGUAGUGUAUCUGGACUUCCGCCAUGGAGAUGAAGAACCGCUUCUGCAGAGCAUGACGAGAAGCACGGCAAUGACUCAGUUGGAGUCAUCCUGCGUUGCCAUUCAUGAGAUCUUGAAGGUGGUGGCUGACUCGCAGACAUGGUACAGGUUAAGAGAGGCGCACGACCGCACGAAAGCAGAGCACCUCCUGGAGCGGGUCACCUACUGGUCCAUCGGAGAAACCGUCCUGCUGUUUGUCAUCGGCAUCGGUCAAGUCAUGAUGCUCAAGAGCUUCUUUGCCGAUAAGAAAGGCUCCGUGAUGGCCGCCACUUAAGAACUCAUAGUCUUGAUUGUGAGGAAUACAGGUGGAAGCUCACCAAUGUGACACAGAAAUGUGCACGUUUGUUAGUGUUUUCAACAUCAGAGUAGUUUAGGAGGAGUUUUCCUAUUUCUGACUGCCUACUCAGAGUCUGACAAACUUGAAUACUUUUUGUCACAUCUGUGUUGUUUUGUGCUUAACAAGCCAUGUUGAAAAGGAACACCACUUAGACUUGUGUUAGGAAUGAGAUCGACAUCUUUCAACCUGUCAUAGAUUAUUUAUUAUAUUUUUAUAGAAGUACAACAUAUACCAGUUUGUUCCACCUAUAAAUUGCCUAGUUUGCCUCACCAGUGGGACCAUUUUGGAUUUUCAUCUUGAUAUCCAGCAAUUACAGUAAAAAUUGUGAUGCAUAGAUAAGAACCAAAGAGGCAUGUUUCUGAAUGUUAGUUUUAUUUGUUAUAUGGUAUCAGUUAUGUUUAUUCUUAGCCUAGUUUAAUUUAUAUAUACAAAAUUGUGACUAGCUGUAAGACCUCUUUUUUCUCUUUUGUCUGUGUCUGUCUCACACAAAGUGCCUUAAGAAAUAUUUUUCCUCGUGCCUACCACAUUGAAAGUUUACUGUUGUAAUUUAAGUAUACAUCAUCAUGUUAAUACUGUUUGAUUGGAUUCUUACUUUUGAUUCAUACGUUUGUUUCAGUGACAAUUGUGAAAGCCUUUUUUUGCACCAAGUGAUGUUUUCGGACCUACUUGUUUACCUGUAAAUCUUUCAAUAAAAUCAUCUGGGAAGCCAUA